AUGAGGACCCUAGGAGCUGUCAUCACCCUCCUGCUCUGGGGGCAGCUUUUUGCUGUGGAAGGCAAUGAGGUCACAGAUCUUUUUGUGGAAAACCUAAGAACCCAGUGGAUCAGGUGCAACGCAUCAUAG
This is a messenger RNA of Orycteropus afer afer, 129 nucleotides long. The record is from RefSeq and is a predicted model, not a curated record. Lineage: Eukaryota; Metazoa; Chordata; Mammalia; Tubulidentata; Orycteropodidae.